AUGAGAGUUCUCCCUACCACGCUCCUUAUCGGAGCAACAGCUGCGGCUGUCAAUCCAGGCCAGCAGGUCCUCCAAGCUCCAGAUGAAGUCGUUGAGAGUACUCAUGAAGCCGCUCCUAAGCUAGCCGAGGCUCUGUCACAGCCUCUUCGAGAGCUCAAGGAUGAGCUCAAGUCUCUGACUGCCGAAGCCGAGCAAGCCUGGGAAGAAGUUUCGAGCCUCUUCCCAGGCUCCUUGGAAAACAUUCCAUUCUUCUCCGCUGCUAAGAAGCACACUCGCCGACCCGACUCACACUGGGAUCAUAUUGUCCGGGGUGCCGAUGUCCAAAGCGUCUGGGUUGAAAAUGCCAACGGAGAGAAGGAGCGAGAGGUCGGCGGCAGACUCGAAACAUACGACUUGCGUGUCAAGUCUGUUGAUCCGAGUGCGCUCGGAAUCGACCCCGAUGUCAAACAGUACAGUGGCUACCUGGAUGAUAAUGAGAAUGAUAAGCACUUGUUCUACUGGUUCUUCGAGUCGCGAAAUGACCCCAAGAAUGACCCUGUCGUUCUCUGGUUGAACGGUGGCCCAGGCUGCUCAUCGUUGACUGGUCUGUUCUUUGAACUCGGACCUAGCUCCAUUGGCAGCAAUAUCAAGCCCAUUUAUAACUCAUAUGCAUGGAACUCCAACGCGUCUGUUAUUUUCUUGGACCAGCCCGUCAAUGUCGGCUUCUCCUAUAGUGGUAGCUCUGUUAGCGAGACUAGCGCUGCUGCUAAAGACGUUUAUGCUCUCCUCACCCUUUUCUUUAAGCAGUUCCCUGAAUAUGCUGGCCAGGACUUCCACAUUGCAGGCGAGUCUUACGCUGGUCACUACAUUCCCUCCUUUGCGUCCGAGAUUCUCUCCCACAAGAAGCGCAACAUCAACCUCCAGUCUGUCCUCAUUGGUAACGGUCUUACUGAUGGUUACACUCAAUAUGAGUACUACCGCCCAAUGGCUUGCGGUGACGGUGGCUAUCCUGCCGUUCUUGACGAGAGCACCUGCCAGUCUAUGGAUAACGCUCUCAGUCGCUGCCAGUCCAUGAUUCAGGCUUGCUACGAUACUGAAAGCUCUUGGUCUUGUGUCCCGGCCUCCAUCUACUGCAACAACGCUAUGCUUGGCCCAUACCAACGCACUGGCCAGAACGUUUAUGAUGUCCGCGGAAAGUGUGGUAGCAGCAGCUUGUGCUACGAUGAUCUAGAGUUUGUCACCGAAUACCUGAACCAGCCCGAGGUUCUCAAAGCUGUUGGAGCCGAGGUUGAUAACUUUGACUCCUGCAACUUUGACAUCAACCGCAAUUUCCUUUUCCACGGUGACUGGAUGAAGCCAUUCCACAAGCUUGUUCCAGGACUCCUUGAGGAAAUCCCUGUUCUUAUCUAUGCUGGCGAUGCUGACUUCAUAUGUAACUGGCUGGGAAACAAGGCUUGGACUGAUGCCCUUGAAUGGCAUGGACAUGACGAAUAUGCCGCCACUGAGCUAGAAGAUCUUACGAUUGUUGAUCAAGAGCACAAGGGUAAGAAGAUCGGCCAGGUCAAGUCCUCCGGUAACCUCACUUUCAUGCGUCUGUUUGGUGGUGGCCACAUGGUUCCAUAUGACCAGCCCGAGUCCAGCCUUGAAUUCUUCAACCGCUGGCUCGGUGGCGAAUGGACGCAGUGA
This is a messenger RNA of Talaromyces atroroseus, 1665 nucleotides long. Its product is annotated as Carboxypeptidase Y-like protein A. The transcript has 2 exons. Gene Ontology annotation, biological process: proteolysis. The record is from RefSeq and is a predicted model, not a curated record. NCBI's taxonomy places the organism in Eukaryota, Fungi, Ascomycota, Eurotiomycetes, Eurotiales, Trichocomaceae. Gene Ontology annotation, cellular component: fungal-type vacuole. The coding region runs from base 1 to 1665 and encodes 554 amino acids. Gene Ontology annotation, molecular function: serine-type carboxypeptidase activity.